This is a messenger RNA of Cyprinodon variegatus (sheepshead minnow), 2744 nucleotides long. It is a transcript of the gene wdr20a, whose product is annotated as WD repeat domain 20. Gene Ontology annotation, molecular function: protein binding. Lineage: Eukaryota; Metazoa; Chordata; Actinopteri; Cyprinodontiformes; Cyprinodontidae. The coding region runs from base 1 to 1821 and encodes 606 amino acids. The record is from RefSeq and is a predicted model, not a curated record. The transcript has 4 exons.
AUGUUAAUUUCAAAGAUGGCGGCGGAGGGAGGAGGGAAGGAGAUGAACGAAAUUAAAACUCAGUUCACCACUCGGGAAGGCGUCUACAAACUCCUCACUCACUCCGAAUACAGUCGCCCCAACAGGGUGCCUUUCAACUCGCAAGGCUCCAACCCCGUCAAGGUCUCCUUCGUAAACGUCAACGACCAGUCGGGUAACGGCGAUAGGAUCUGUUUCAAUGUGGGCCGUGAGCUCUACUUCUACAUCUACAAAGGCGUUAGAAAGGCCGCAGAUUUGAGUAAACCCAUAGACAAGCGGAUUUACAAGGGGACACAGCCCACAUGCCACGACUUCAACCACCUCACCGCCACAGCAGAGAGCGUGUCUCUACUGGUGGGCUUCUCUGCUGGACAGGUACAGCUUAUCGACCCCAUCAAGAAGGAGACCAGCAAACUCUUCAAUGAGGAGAGAUUAAUCGACAAGUCCAGAGUGACGUGUGUGAAAUGGGUCCCUGGCUCUGAGAGCUUGUUCCUGGUCUCGCACGCCAGCGGGAACAUGUACCUGUACAACGUGGAGCACACCUGUGGCACCACGGCGCCGCACUACCAGCUGCUCAAACAGGGCGAGAACUACUCUGUCCACACCUGUAAGAGCAAAUCUACGCGGAACCCCCUCCUAAAAUGGACCGUGGGGGAGGGGGCUCUGAACGAGUUCGCCUUCUCUCCCGACGGGAAGUUCCUGGCCUGCGUAAGUCAGGACGGCUUCCUUCGGGUGUUCAACUUCGACGCCGUGGAGCUUCACGGCACCAUGAAGAGCUACUUUGGGGGCUUGUUGUGUGUGUGCUGGAGCCCCGACGGGAAGUACAUAGUGGCCGGAGGAGAGGACGAUCUGGUCACCGUGUGGUCGUUCCUGGACUGCAGGGUCAUCGCCAGAGGUCACGGCCACAAGUCGUGGGUGAGCGUGGUGGCGUUCGAUCAUUACACCACCAGCGUAGAGGAAAGCGACCCGAUGGAGUUCAGCGGCAGCGACGAGGACUUCCAGGAUCAGAUGAUCCACUUCGGACGAGACCGGGCCAACAGCACGCAGUCCCGGCUCUCCAAGCGCAACUCCACGGACAGUCGGCCCAUCAGCGUAACGUACCGCUUCGGCUCAGUGGGCCAGGACACUCAGCUCUGCCUGUGGGACCUCACCGAGGACAUCCUUUUCCCUCAUCUCCCUCUGUCGAGGACACGGACACACACUAACGUGAUGAACGCCACCAGCCCUCCGACCGGCGCCACCAUCAUCACCAACGCCUCCAGUAACACUACGAACGGAAACAACAGCGGCGCCAGCACCCCCGGCAUCAACUCCCUCUCCACCACGUUACCACGCUCCAACAGCCUGCCCCACUCGGCCGGCACCGCCGCCGCAAACAGCGCCAACAAGAGCGGCGGCGGCAUCAUGGACAGCGCCAUCGCCACGGGCGUCAGCAAGUUCGCCACGCUCUCCCUGCACGACCGCAAGGAGCGCCACCACGAGAAGGACCACAAACGCAACCACAGCAUGGGUCACAUCAGCAGCAAGAGCAGCGACAAGCUGAACCUGCUGACCAAAAGCAAAACGGACCCGGCCAAGACUCUGGGCACGCUGCUGUGCCCACGCAUGGAGGACGUGCCCCUCCUGGAGCCCCUCAUCUGUAAAAAAAUAGCACACGAGAGACUGACUGUACUCAUAUUUUUAGAGGACUGUUUAGUGACUGCUUGUCAGGAGGGAUUUAUUUGCACAUGGGCGAGGCCAGGCAAAGUGGGUUUAUUGUCAUCCCAAAACCAAGCCAGCUCUCCCAGUGGGACAGUAGUAUAGCAUCAAUAUUUCUGCUGCUAAAGAACCCUGCAACCCAGAGUCUGAUGCUGCUCUCCACCCUGCAAGCAUUGCAAGUUUUCCUUUUCCUUUACACCCUUCCCUCUCCCCUCUUCUGUUCACGGCUUCCCUGUUUGAUACCCGGACUUAGAGGAGGAGGCGAAACACGGAAAAGCUGUGCAAUCUGGUCACUGUUGCGCUCGUAGUUUUCUACUCUGGAGUUUUAAAAUAUUUUAGUUUUUUUUUUUUACUGUUUUGUGUCAGAUCUCCUCAGACUGUUAUCCUCUCUGAAACAAAGCUUGGCGUCGGUAACUGCAAACCAGACGGCUGAGAUUAAGAUGGUAGAUUAUUUUACUGUCCACCUCUGCAGACCCAGACCUUAUGGAAGAAGUUUAGUUAAAAACUGCGUGAAAAUUGACGUCCAUCCAUAUUCAACCACUGCUUCUUUGACUAGAAUCUCCCCAUUAAUGACUUUGCACUGAUUUUUUUUUUCUUGUUAGCUGUUUUUUUUUUUGUUUUGUUUUAUUUUAUUUUUUUUAUACUACUUUAAUGGAACAAUAAAUAAGGUUGGGGACUGCCUAGUUGCACUUAGCAGAAGGCAGGAUGCUGCAAUCAUAGUCUUUUUCAAGAAAAAAUGGUUUGCACUUAAAUUAGUUUUAUUAGAAGAGAAUGGCUUUACAUUGUGGGGGUGUGCUAAGAACUUACAAAUGGCUAAUACAGUAGAAGAAAAAAACCUUUAUCUAUUGAGCAUUUAUUUUAAUAUUAUUUCAGAUUCAAAUCUGCUCUGUAUCAUAAUGUGUAUAUUGUAAUUAAUUGAUCUGAUGGGGGCCUACGCAAACUACCAUUACUCCAGUGGAAGUUUUGUCAUUGAUAGUUAUAUUUCUAAAGCCUAAAGUAAACAUAUUAAUAAUAUUAAAAUAAUCUUG